This is a messenger RNA of Acanthoscelides obtectus, 215 nucleotides long. The record is from the annotation of a GenBank genome assembly. Lineage: Eukaryota; Metazoa; Arthropoda; Insecta; Coleoptera; Chrysomelidae.
UGUAACAAGAAUGUUGGCGCCAUCUGUUGGGGACCGCGCCGGACUCUCAUUCGAGAUUGACGCGAAGUGACCUCGAAGAUUCUGGACUGCCGCUAUGUGGCUCACCGGAAUCUUCUCGAAUCAAUGAGUCCUUGCGAUGCGGACUAUAUAACUCGACGGUCGGAAGAGGGAAGCCGUGUAGAGUAUAGUUCAGUGAAUGGCGCGGCAUAAUAAUU